AUGUCACCUGUGUGGUCAUCUGGAAAAUGGGGUCGAGGAUUUGGACUGUUGGGUACCAUUUUUGGGAACGACAGUGCAGUAAACCAGCCAAACAGUGUCUAUGGAAUCUUGUUUUAUAUCUUUCAACUGUUACUAGGUUUGACGGCCAGUGCGAUGGCUGCUCUGAUUCUCAUGACCACCUCCAUCGCAUCAGUGAUGGGCUCCCUCUACCUGGGCUACAUCCUCUACUUCGUCCUUAAGGACUUCUGCUUCAUCUGCGUCACCACAUACGCACUGAACUUCAUCUUGUUUGUGCUCAACUACAAGCGACUGGUUUACUUGAACGAGGCCUGGAAGCAGCAGCUCCAAGCCAAGCAGGACUAGACACACAAAAACAACGAUGACAAAAGUAUAGAAGGAUAACAAAUCAUCCAACACGUGGGGAAAAUGUGACCUCUGAAAAAUGUGUGACUUGCCACCAGGAGACCUUGCUUCCAAACAAAUGUUCAUUCUGUUGUGUGUGUGUGUGUGUGUGUGUGUGUGUGUGUGUUUAAAACGAAAAAAAAAAAAAAUUAUCUUUAGGGGCCACAGAUCACAGGUUCAUUGCAUUGCAAGGAAGGAUUGGAAAACAGAAACCCAAAUCUUUGUCCGCUUUGAUUUCUCGUUGGUUUUCUUUGUUCCCUGAGAUGAGAGAGAGAGCGAGAGAGAGCGGUCGGAAAGCACUUACGAAACAAACAGGAGAGGGUGUCCUUUCCCUGAGGAAUAAAUAAUGGAGAAAACAAUGUGAGAAAUUCUGUUUACUUGAAUCCACUGGGAAUGUCGUUGCUCUUUGGGAGCAGCUGAUUCCAGCGGGACGGAAUUUAAGGGUUAUAAAGGGUAAACACGAAUGAUCAUGAGGCUAAUGUACCGCUCGCAGAGAUGAUUCCACAAAAACGACGGAUUACUAUUGAAAACAAAGUGUAAUUUUUUUUAUGUUUACAGAUUUUUUUUGUUUUUUUUUUAUUGUUUUGGAAGAGGACCACUCAUAAAACAUGGAAGAAUGUGAGCUGUAUGUGUGUAGAUCAGAUUUGUCUGUGACUACUUUUUUUUUUUUUAUUCGUUUGUUUUGCAGUUCUGUAAAUAGCUGCCGCAAAGCAAUAUUCCAGACUAGUUUGUGUUUUACCGUUGAAACAUUAAAAAGUCCCAAUCUA
Sinocyclocheilus grahami is the source of this 1169-nucleotide messenger RNA. Its product is annotated as vitamin K epoxide reductase complex subunit 1-like protein 1. NCBI's taxonomy places the organism in Eukaryota, Metazoa, Chordata, Actinopteri, Cypriniformes, Cyprinidae. The record is from RefSeq and is a predicted model, not a curated record. Bases 1 to 363 code for a protein of 120 amino acids. Gene Ontology annotation, biological process: vitamin K metabolic process; peptidyl-glutamic acid carboxylation. Gene Ontology annotation, molecular function: vitamin-K-epoxide reductase (warfarin-sensitive) activity. The transcript has 3 exons.